AUGUCGUCUUACACAACUUAUUUUAGUGGUGACAACUGGGCCGCACAGGUGGGGACAAACCUAGGAACCAUCAACUUUAAUCAAUCUGCGCCUAAGAGAUCCUCGACUCCUCCCACACCCUCGCUAGUCAUCCCGUACCGCCGCGACCCCGACUUCGUCGAUCGCAAUGUCCUCACCGACCUCUGGCAGAAAGCCUUCAAACCAGAAGCGCGGGUCGCUCUGACCUGGGUGUUCUGGGUACACGCCAGUACCGUCACCCGGUUUGAGGAGAGCUUUCGCACCAUCGCGACGUCUCUACGUCUCCCGGGCCUCCACGAGCCGAACGCCGAUGUGCUGGGAACGGUGCACGGAUGGUUAUCGGAUGAGCGCCAAGGCCGAUGGACGAUGAUCGUGGACAACGCAGACGACCGCGAUGUCUUAUUCACACCACGGGGUGGAGAGACACAAGGUGGAACGGCGGUCAGAUCUGAAGAUCGGCCACUGACCGAAUUUCUCCCCAUCUCACGCCAUGGGUCGCUCGUGGUCACGUCGCGCAAUCAAGAGGUGGUGAGCAGAUUGCAGGUGUAUCACGAAGACGUGCUAGAAGUGCGGCCUAUGGCUGUGGAUGUGGCGACGGAAUUGUUCCUCAAGAAGCUGAAGAAAGGAGAUGGAGGAGGAAAGUCGAGUGUCGAGGCGGUGGAGCAGCUGGUUCGGCAUCUCGAUUGUAUGCCGUUAGCGAUUAGCCAAGCAGCUACAUAUAUCGACCAAUGUGCUCCGCGGAUGACGGUAUCCCGGUAUAUCAACAUCCUCACGAAGAGUGAUAGCGAACGGAAUCGACUUCUCCAGAAAGACAUUCGCGAUUCCCGCCGAGAUCGGCAAGCGUCGAAUUCGAUCAUCAUGACCUGGCAUAUCACAUUUACACAUUUACGGCAGACACGAGACUCAGCGGCCCGACUACUGGCCCUGAUGUGUCUGUUUGACCGAGAAGCGAUCCCUGUGGAUCUACUUCAGGGUUGUUAUACGGAAGAGAAACCUAGUGAGAUCGACUUUGAGGGCGAUAUCGCGGCCCUACGAGAGUAUGACCUCAUUGGCAUCGGUGCAGACAAGAAUCUGUUUGAUAUGCAUCGAUUGGUGCAAUUAUCAACUCAGAAAUGGCUCGAAAUGCGUGGAGAGCUCGUCGAAUGGCAAGAACGAUAUAUUGACAUGAUGGGCAGAGUGUUUCCGCGUGGAGAGUACGAGAACUGGGCAACCUGCCAAGCACUGUUCCCUCACGUGGUCGUCCUCCAGCGACACGAUGUGUCCAGUGUCCCACAUCGUCGAGUCUGGGCGAAGGUGUUAUACCAUGGGUCAUGGUAUGCUUGGCAGCGUGGACAGUACGUCCAAGCAGAGACUAUGGUUCGAAGCAGCCUCACCAUCAGACAGGAAACUUUAGAGCCAGAGGAUAUGGAGGUAUUAGAUAGUACAGAAAUGUUAGCGCUAGUGCUACGAGAUCGGGGAAAGUACACCGAAGCGGAAGAGAUGAAUCGACGGGCCCUGGCGGGGAACGAGAAGAUGCUCGGAUCGGAUCAUCCCUACACGUUGACCAGCGUGAACAUUCUAGCAUCAGUGCUACGAUAUCAAGAGAAAUAUAUCGAGGCGGAAGAGAUGAACCGGCAGGCCCUGGCGGGGAGGGAGAAGGUGCUCGGAGUAGAUCAUCCUUACACGUUGAUCAGCGUGGGCAAUCUAGCAUCGGUGUUACGAGAUCAAGAGAGGUACACCGAGGCGGAAGAGAUGAAUCGACGGGCCCUGGCGGGGUUUGAGAAGGUGCUCGGAUCGGAUUAUCCCGACACGUUGAUCAGUGUGGGCAAUCUAGCAUUGGUGCUGCAAUAUCAAGGGAAGUACACCGAAGCGGAAGAGAUGAAUCGACGGGCCCUGGCGGGGUGCGAGAAGGUGCUGGGAGCAGAUCAUCCUUAUACAUUAAUCAGUGUGGGCAAUCUAGCAUCGGUGUUACGAUAUCAAGAGAAGUAUAUCAAGGCGGAAGAGAUGAACCGGCAGGCCCUGGCGAGGUGCGAGAAGGUGCUGGGAGCAGAUCAUCCUUAUACAUUGAUCAGUGUGGGCAAUCUAGCAUCGGUGUUACGAUAUCAAGAGAAGUAUAUCGAGGCGGAAGAGAUGAACCGGCAGGCCCUGGCGAGGUGCGAGAAGGUGCUGGGAGCAGAUCAUCCUCACACGUUAGCCAGCAUUUAUUGUCUGGCUGAUCUAUUGAGCGCUACUCAGCGAUUUCGCGAGUCUCUCAAGCUUUACGAUCGCGCGGUCGACGGAUUUCGCCAAGUUCUUGGUCCAGAACAUCCCAUAACAGUAGCUUGUCAACGAGACCAGGCUGCACUGAAAGAGCGCAUAGCUCUCGAGGUACUUCGUGGGAACAUUCAAGAUAUCGAUGGUUAA
This is a messenger RNA of Exophiala spinifera, 2400 nucleotides long. RefSeq lists its product as uncharacterized. The transcript is spliced from 3 exons. Lineage: Eukaryota; Fungi; Ascomycota; Eurotiomycetes; Chaetothyriales; Herpotrichiellaceae. Gene Ontology annotation, molecular function: protein binding. The record is from RefSeq and is a predicted model, not a curated record. Bases 1 to 2400 code for a protein of 799 amino acids.